Symbiodinium pilosum is the source of this 3459-nucleotide messenger RNA. Lineage: Eukaryota; Dinophyceae; Suessiales; Symbiodiniaceae. The record is from the annotation of a GenBank genome assembly.
AUGGCUGGACUUUCUGCUACGACACUUCGUGCUCUUGGCCCAGGAGGUGCAGCGAUUUUGUUGAAGAAGCUGGGCUGGCAUGCAACACAGGUCGCAUUCUCUGCACUGGGCCCAGCUGGAGUGGGAGCACUGUUUCAGCAGCUUGGGAGAGAGUUCGCAGCUGAUCUGCUGCGAGCGCUGGAUGCUGAUUGGGUUGCAAAACUGUUCGGCAAGCUCCGGGCAGAUUUCCUUGAAGCGUUGUUCAAGAUUAUCGGCGUUGGCUUUGUUCGGGACUUGUUCAUUGGCCUCUCGGUCAGCUUUUGCGUCCAGCUGUUCAACAACCUCGGGAGUGACUUCACCGCCGAGCUGUUUCUCAAGCUGGGCCAAGCCUACGUUCGAGACCUGUUCGUUGCCGUGGAUUGUGAGUUCUUCAGCAAGCUUUUCACAGGGCUUGGCAGCCAGUGGACAGUGGAAGUCCACAUGAAGGCAGGCGCUCGCUUCGUGACCGACCUCUAUGCAGAGCUUGGAUUCAAAUAUACGGCGUCAUUGUUUGGCACCGCUGGGCUGCAGUUCACGGUAGAGGUCCAUAAACGCUUUGGGGCGGAGUUUGCUGCCACGCUGUAUGGCGGCCUGGGCGCUGAUUUUUUUGCCGGGCUGUUGCUGGAUUUGGGUCCGGAAUUUGCGUCAGAUUUUCUCGUCUGCUUGGGCCAGGACUAUGGCUGCCACUUCUUAACCUUAUUGGGCAAUGCCUACAUGGCGCACUGCUUCCUGACGAUGGGGGCAAAGCCCGCUGCAAAUGUCUUCAAGGUGAUGGGCUCUGGCUUUCUUGCCACCCUCUUCCAAGAGUUGGGUUCUAGUUGGAUUGCUGGCAUCCACAUCCACAUGGGCCAGGAUUUUGUUUGCGCGCUUUACCAAGAGCUCGGGCCCAACUACCUGGCUUCCAUCUUUGCCACUUGGGGUCAUGCCUUCGCUGCAGACAUACUGCGAAAGUUGGAUGCUCCAUUCUGUGCGCAGCUGUUUAUCUUGCUUGAUGCUGACUUUAUAUCUGUGCUGUUUGGCAAACUUGGACGCAACUAUGCCGCAUGCCUCUUCCGCGCACUUGACGCACCGUUUGUGGCCGUGAUGUUCUCAAACCUCGGUGCUGUCUACCUCGCUAUUCUCUUCAGAUGCCUGUCAAUUGUCUUCGUCGCCGACUUGCUGCAGCAGGUAGGCAGCUCCUGGUCUUCGCACCUCUUCAACAGACUUGGUGGCAAAUUUGUCGGCUAUCUCUUCAAAGACCUGGGCCCUGUGUUCAUUGUGGCGUGUCUGUUUGGCUUGUUACAGGACAGCUAUUUCUUCAAAGACUUUGGCUCUUUGUUCAUCGUGCGCAUUCCGAGCAACAGACUCGAGCAUAAUGUCAGCUCCUGCGGAGAUGCAAGUUUUGACUUCCUUGCCCACCGGACCACCAAGCCAUGGGCAUCGUCAUGGGCACCAGUGCUGGAGGGGGAGCAGCUGCAGGCAGCGGUGGUGGAGGUGGCAGCGGAGGCUGGAUGUCUCAAUCUCAAGCUGGGCCAAGGCAGCUACACCAAGGAGAAAAGUGCCACUUAUGGCUACAGGCACGAGCACGUGCAGGUGCCGGCCUGCCUGCUGGCUCUGCUUGCUGUGCCGUCAACUCAAAGAGACAUCUCAAAGCAUCACAAAGAGCUCAGCGCGCAGAUGCGCGGCCCGCUGCUUUUCCUCCCGCUGCUCUUCCUCUGCCCCGUCCGGGCCCCGGCGCAAGUGCGCUCUUUCUUCACCGGCGAGAGCUGUGUGCAGGGACAGCAGCUGCUGUUUGACUUGCGGGGUCUCCUGUGCGGACCCGACCACAGAGGCCCGGAGAAGAGAGUGGCGUGGAGCCCUCACAUCCCCGCACACUUGCGCAGUAACCUCGGCGUGCAGGCUCCGCACUACCACGAGGUCGUCCGCCGCCACUACAACACGGUGGUCAGGACUCCAAGCUCCAACGAAACCCAGGGCCAAGGGAAGUGCUGUGGAGAGAGCGUCCUGUCCUGCCUGGUGGCGCAGGUGAAGGUCCAGAUGCCGCAGGCGCCGCCCAUCGUCCACACGGUCCACGUGGUCAAGCCCAACGCGCACUACGACUGCUUCGAUGGCGACAACUACGCCUACAAGACAUGGUCCGGCCCACACACGCGGUGGUGCUGCUACAAGUACAAAGAGUACUGUCCCAAGCAAGUCGUGAACCGCAACAUCUACCACCACGUGACCAAGAUCCAGCGGGUGCACGUGCCGGUGCCGGUCCAAGCACCGCGCCCUCCUCCAGCUGCUCGGCUUGGGCAAAAAAUGGCAAAAGUCACAGCGCAGCCCGUGAUAGUUUUUAAGUUAUUCUGCCGUGCUUAUAGCUACGGUGCUCACUGUCCCGGUGCCGAGAUCAUCCACAACAUCCCGCAAGUCUACCAUAUCCCGAGCCCGCCAAUGUACGUGCACGUGCCGGUGCCGGGGCCCACCGUGGUCCAUCACGCGCGGAGCCCGGUCGUGGUCAACAAGGACGUGCCGUACCCCGUGCGGCAGCCUCCCCAGGUCAUAACCGUGAAGAAGCCCUACACGGUCAAGAUCGCCGGCCGCAGUGGCCAUUAUGUGCACGUCCCGGUGCCCUCGCCGCCUCACAUCGUUCCCAAGUACAAGGUGCACGUUGUCACGGUGAUGGACUAUGCGGAAGCACUGGUGCUGCGACCAUCAGCAGCGGGGCUGCCCAGGAACAUGACCAUCUGGGCUGUCCUGGCGACGCCCAUGGUGGGCUGCGCGGCCACCACGCUGUCCCCAUUGGGCUGCGACGCCGCUCGUGCUGACAACAUAUGCGGUAACGCUGCCCUGGGCAACUGGUGCCGCGCCUGGUCGCCCGAGAAGAAGAUCUGGUGCUGCGACAACGAGCAGAAGGGCUGCCAGAACCCGGACACGCCUCCAGACUGCGAUGCCGGAGCUGGCAUGUACUGGAAGAAGGUGUUCAUCUCGAACCACUGGACGUGGCAGGCCGUGGCCGUGGGCGGCACGACGGUGAUGAGCAAACCAUAUGACUGCCACGCAGGACCCGCAGCGAUUCAGAGGGAAGUGCUGCAUGCUCUGAGGUGCUGCAGCCACGAGCAUCUGGGCUGCCCGGGCUACCACUAUGGCGGUGGCGGCGGUGGUUCCACGGUGGUGACCACGCAUGUCGUGCAUCACGACGUGUACUCAGGCCUUGGAAGGGCUGCAGGGGGAUGCGCAACAUCACUUGAUGCCGUUGACAUCUCGCAAUCAGGCGGCGCGGGCGGUGCCGCCGGCGGUGCGGCCGCUGGCGGUGCGGCCGCUGGCGGUGCGAUCGCUGGCGGUGCGGCCGCUGGUGGAGGCUACAGCUUCGCGGGUCAUCCCCCGAGCGCGGCCGGCGCGGGCAUGAUGUGGCACUGGGCUGCUCGGCGGAUACUUUGGAUAGGGAACGCUUCUCUGCUGUGCUUGACUUCAAUUGACUGA